AUGGGUCGCGCCCUCAAACAUCACGAAUCGAAGCUUCUUCGCAAAGUCGACUUUAUCACAUACAAGCAGGAUAACGACCAUCGCGAUGCGAACAUUCGAAGGCGGUACAUGAUCCAGAAACCAGAGGACUACCACAAGUACAACAGGAUAUGUGGAUCUAUCCGCCAGCUCGCACACCGUCUGUCACUUCUGCCCCCGGAAAGCGCGGUCCGUCAGAAGCACGAAAAGCUUCUCCUCGACAAACUGUACGACAUGGGUAUUCUCUCCACAACAAGCAAGCUCUCCGCGGUGGAGAACGGCGCAACAGUCUCCGCCCUCGCCAGGCGGCGCAUCCCCGUCGUGAUGACGAGGCUACACAUGGCACCCACGGUCCAAGCUGCCACAAAGCUUAUCGAGCAGGGCCACGUUAGAGUCGGCACCGAGACAAUCACAGACCCGGCUUUCUUCGUGACGAGAAACAUGGAGGAUCUGGUCACAUGGACCGCAGGCAGCAAGAUUAAGAGGAACAUCAUGAAGUACAGGGACAAGCUGGAUGAUUUUGAGCUGCUAUAA
This is a messenger RNA of Verticillium nonalfalfae, 552 nucleotides long. RefSeq names its product Small subunit (SSU) processome component (gene IMP3). The record is from RefSeq and is a predicted model, not a curated record. The coding region runs from base 1 to 552 and encodes 183 amino acids. Gene Ontology annotation, cellular component: small-subunit processome; small ribosomal subunit; Mpp10 complex. Gene Ontology annotation, molecular function: rRNA binding; structural constituent of ribosome; snoRNA binding. Gene Ontology annotation, biological process: rRNA processing. NCBI's taxonomy places the organism in Eukaryota, Fungi, Ascomycota, Sordariomycetes, Glomerellales, Plectosphaerellaceae. The transcript has 3 exons.